This is a messenger RNA of Entelurus aequoreus (snake pipefish), 6175 nucleotides long. RefSeq names its product transforming, acidic coiled-coil containing protein 1 (gene tacc1). The record is from RefSeq and is a predicted model, not a curated record. Gene Ontology annotation, cellular component: cytoplasm. The coding region runs from base 187 to 3270 and encodes 1027 amino acids. NCBI's taxonomy places the organism in Eukaryota, Metazoa, Chordata, Actinopteri, Syngnathiformes, Syngnathidae. Gene Ontology annotation, biological process: mitotic spindle organization; cell population proliferation; cerebral cortex development. The transcript is spliced from 13 exons.
UCAGUUCUUGGAGAGGCAGCUGAUCAGAGGGUGUGGGUGGUGGACACACGCCGCCAAGGAGGUCUGAAGACUUCCAUUAGUGGACAAGACCUGGUUCCUCAUGCAUGACGUGAGAACACUCGGGAGGACUUCGCGGAGGAACCACAAGCCAAAAAAAGGGUUCUUCGGCCAUCUUUGAGAGGAGCGAUGUCCUGGUUGUCACCCGUGUCCUGGGCCAAAUGGACCUGGACCGCCGUGCGAGGAGGAGAGGAAGGAGAGGAAGGAGAGGAAGGGAGCGAGAAGGUGCCUAGGGAAGAGGAGGAGGAGGAGGAUGAUGAGGAGGAGCGAUCGCAAGGCUGCAGCUCGGACUCAGAUGGUCACUUCGACACCCCCGAGGCAGCGACUCCUGUCCACGGCCCGCCCUCGGUCCCGGCAGAGCUGGAGAGAGCCAACAAAACAGAUGUGGAGCAAGACCAGGACCUGAUUGUCACAGCUCCAUUUGUGGAGGAUAAUAGUUGGCUCUGCCACAACAUGGGUCAAGAUGAGCCUGUGCAAGACCCACUGGAGAAGACCACCAGUCGCCUGGAAGCACAACAAAAUGGCAACCUGUCAAAGCCGAAAGACUCUCAGCCAACCUUUGAUUUAUUCUUAGACAAAGUGGCAAAAAGCACAGUUCUAUUGACAGAACCACCUUGUGAAGAGGCAUUGGUUCCAGAAGUGGCAAAAUGCACCGUUCCAUUGACAGAUCCACCUUAUAAAGACCCAUUGGUUCCAGAAGUGUCAAAAUACACAGAUCUCUUGACAGAACCACUUUGUCAAGAGGCACUGGUACCAGAAGUGGCAAAAGGCACAGUUCCAUUGACAGAUCCACCUUAUAAAGACCCAUUGGUUCCAGAAGUGUCAAAAUACACAGAUCUCUUGACAGAACCCCCUUGUGAAGAGGCACUGGUUCCAGAAGUGGCAAAAUGCACAGUUCAAUUGACAGAUCCACCUUAUAAAGACCCAUUGGUUCCAGAAGUGUCAAAAUACACAGAUCUCUUUUCAGAACCACCUUGUGAAGAGGCACUGGUUCCAAAAGUGGCAAAAUGCACAGUUCCAUUGACAGAGCCACCUUAUAUAGACCCAUUGGUUCCAGAAGUGUCAAAAUAUACAGUUCCAUCAACAGAACCACCCUGUGAAGAGGCAUUGGUUCCAGAAGUGGUACAAUGCACAGUUCCAUUGCCAGAACCACUUUGUAACACAAUUGCUUUCUUAGAUAAAGACCCAAAUCCGGAUUUUGCUCCAGCUUUUUCCAUUGUUCGUGGAAUUGAUUCGAUCCAAUUCAGUCAAGCUGAACUCAACCAUGCUGUGAGUUUCCCAGAAGAGAAACCUCUUGUUGAUUCAGAACCACAAGGCAAUAGUGUCGUCAACCAGGCAGUUAAGUCCAGCUCAAAAACUAAAACACGCAAAUCUAAACCGCCAUCCUUGGCACUAAAGGACACAUCCAGGGAGGAAGUACAACAAUCAAACAAGGAGGAACAAGAACUUGUUCCCAAAGCUUCUUAUAACUUUGACCCUGACCAGUUAGAUGAUUGCUUUAAUCCUUUCACUACCGGAGGAUCCAAAAUCCAGAAUUCUCCACCACCAUGCAGUACAAUAGCCUUCCCAAGACUUGAGCCACUUGGUAGUGCUUUGUUGACCUGUGAGGACAGCGCGGCAGCAGCUUCAGCAGAGGAAUCAACUUUGGGGGCAAAACCCAAGAUGCUGGAGUUUGUUGUGGAUGAGGGCACAGUCAAAAAGCCACCGCCAAAGAAAUUAGGAAACAGAAAGACAACCAGCAAACUCAAAAAGGAAGUAAAGCCCAAAGUGCCAGAGACUUCCUGUGAACCUGCACCAGAACCUGUCGUAUCAGAAUCAGUUCCAGACCCAGCAUCUCUUUCUGAGCCAGCUCCAGAAACACAUUUGCCUGUUUCAGACUCCACUGUGCCUCUAAACCUGGACGACGUUCCCAUUCCUCGCAAGGGAACAUAUAACUUUGAUCCCGCUCAGUGGGAUGACCCCGACUUCAACCCCUUCGGGAGCAACAGCAAGGUGGACAGUUCACCAGUGCUCCCCGGAGGCUCCUACACCUUCGACCCGGACACUUUGGACAACUGUGCGGACCCUUUCCAACCCUCUAAAACCCUGGGCAACGAGGAUUCGUCCAGUCGUUCCCCUCAGCCGGAGAAAAAACAGGAAGACGGAAGCAAAGUGAAAACAGAGCACCCGGCGGGCGCAAAGAAAGUUCGACAAAGCGCCAAGAAAAGCAAAGAAAGGACGGCCAAGAAGACCUGCAAAGUUGACCAACAUGAUGAGAGCCAGUCCCAGACGUGCAAGCAGGAAGAGGAGGUUCAGAGCCCGGAGAUCUCGCAGCCAGUUCACCACGCCACUGACGAGGAGAAGCUGGCGUCCACGGGCAUCGCGGGUCAGACCGCAGACCAGCACCAGCCCAGAGGGGAGCCGGACCAUGCCAACAAGAAGCCAAUCAUGCCCAUCAAAGAUGACGAGGAGACCAAGAAGAUCCACUGCAAGGAGCAGAAGAACAUGAGUGCUUCCAAAGAAGAUGUAAGUAAAGAUGCAUGUGAGACAUGCGUGGAUGUGACCAGAGCCACGGACACAGAGGUGGUGUCUCCAGACAAACUACCCCUGACUGAGAUGGACAAGGCUGCAGUGCUCACUCUCAUCAGAGAGGAGAUCAUCGCUAAAGAGGUGGAAGUCAAUGAGUGGAAGACAAAGUACGAGCAGAGCCGAGCUGAGGUUCUGGAGAUGAGGAGCAUUGUUGCAGAGUAUGAGAAGACAGUUGCACAGAUGAUUGAGGAUGAACAGCAGCAGAAGACACUGUCCUGCAGUAAGUCGGUCAGGCAGCUCACCAUGGAGAGGGACCAGGCCCUGGCCGACCUCAACUCCGUGGAACGCUCCUUCGCCGACCUCUUCAGGAGGUACGAAACCAUGAAGGGGGUCCUGGAGGGCUUCAAGAAGAAUGAGGAAGCGCUGAAGAAGUGUGCCCAGGACUACUUGACACGCAUCAAGCAGGAGGAGCAGCGUUACCAAACUCUCAAAGUGCAUGCGGAGGAGAAACUGGAUAGGGCCAAUGAGGAGAUAGCGCAGGUACGGUCUAAGGCCAACUCGGAGGGCGUGGCGCUGAAUGCCAGCCUGAGGAUGGAGCAGAUGAAGGUGGACUCGCUGGAAAUGGCCGUCGUUCAGAAAAAUCAGGAGAUUGAGGAACUCACUAAGAUCUGCGAUGAGCUUAUCGCCAAGCUUGGAACGGAAUAAAAUCACGUGGCAUCCCUUUUCAAAGACGCGCACAAAACAACUGACUCAUGUUUGAGUGUGUGUGCACAUCAUAUUCCAACGCCUGCCUCAUAACAAAAUAUGGAUUCAGACCAGUGCUCAAUAGGACUCUUUGGCAUCCACAGGUCAUGCUCAAUACAUUAGAAAUAGACAAAAAAAAUGGACUUAUUUCAGUCAUUUUAUUAUAAAAGUGAUACGCACACAGACUAAUGUAAUCUAUUUACAAUGUUUAUUUAUUUUCAUAUUGAUGAUUACAACUGAAAACUCAUGAAAAUCCCAAAUUCAGUAUCUCAUAAAAAUUACAAUAUUACUUAUGACCAAAAAAAACAUGAAAAAAAGUAUGAAAUCUCAAUACUCAUUAGGUAUCUGGAUACUGGAUACUGAAAUAUCGAUACCGCCAGAUCAUUAUGCUCUAAUAUCGAUCCUCAAAUCAAAUUAUCGAUACUUUAGUUCGGGACUAACUGUUUGUAAUUCCUUUUUCUGAUGUUGAUCUCAUAAAGGAUGAAUAAAUACAUCAAUUACUUUUUUGUUUUGUUUGAUCAGCCGUUUUACUGCCGUGUUGCAGGCAUCCUUUGGAAAGGUAUCUAAAUACACAUUUACAAAAACUUUCUAUGUAAAUAUCUCAUUUCACAACAUACCUGUAUAUAUUUGCCACUUCUAGUCCGGUGCGGCUAAAAUAUGAAAAAAAUCAUGUUUUUCCUUCUAGAAUUUAGUGGGUGCGGCUUAUAUACCGGCGCGGCUUGAUUUAUGUUAAUUGUUUUAAUUGACCUACGUUUUGUAGCGCGCUUUGUCAUUUCUAUCAGUUAAUAGCGCUUUAUAAAUCAAAUGGAGUUACUUAAGUGAUAUUCAAAUUUUUGGAGGUACUGAAUUUUGGGAUUUUCAUUAGUUUUCAGUUAUAAUCAUCAAAGUCAAUCAAAGUUUAUUUCUAUAGCCCUAAAUCAUGAGUGUCUCAAAGGGCUGCACAAGCCACGACGACAUCCUGGGCUCAGAUCCCACAUCAGGGCAAGGAAAAACUCACCCCAAUUGGAUGACAAUGAGAAACCUUGGAAGGGGACCGCAGAUGUAUGAACACCCAAUACUCAUUAGGUAUCGGGAUACUGUAUACUGAAAUAGAUACCGCCAGAUCAUUAUGCUGUAAUAUCGAUCCUCAAAUCAAAAUAUCGAUUCUUUUGAUACUUUAGUUCGGGACUAACUUUUUGUAAUUCCUUUUCCUGUUUUAUUAGGGACCGAGUCCCUAUUGAAUUUCUAGCGUUUUAUUAUUAUACCGCCGCCUCUUUGAGCUGUAAUUUGACCCCCUUAACAUGCUUCAAAACUCACCAAAUUGGACACACACAUCAGUACUGGCGAAAAUUGCGAUCUAAUAAAAAAAAAAAAAACUCAAAAUUGCGCUCUAGCGCCCCCUAGGAAGAAAACACAGACAAAACUGCCUCUAACUCCCAAUAGGAAUGUCGUAGCGACAUGAAACAAAAACCUCUAUGUAGGUCUCACUUAGACCUAGAUUUCAUACACUGACAUCCUUCAGCAAAAAUCAACAGGAAGUUUGCAAUUCCCCCUUCAAAACAAAAGUUGAGUAAAAACAGUCACCUUUUCUCAAACAUUAUCUCCUCUGAGCGUGUUUGUCGUGUCGGCUUCAAAUUAGCACAGGAGAGAGAUUGAACCCUUCUGAUUAAAAGUUGAUGAAAGAGUUUUAAUUACUGCUCCGGUUUGGAUUUUAUGAGCCCUCAAAGUCGGUCCCGUCCAUUGCUGCUUGCAGCUUUAAUUUUAAUUGUUUUAAUUGACCUACGUUUUGUACAGUGCUUUGUCAUUUCUAUCAGUUAGAAGCGCUUUAUAAGUAAAAUGGAGUUACUUAAGUGAUAUUCAAAUUUUUUGAGGUACUGAAUUUGGGGAUUUUCAUUAGUUUUCAGUUAUAAUCAUCAAAGUCAAUCAAAGUGUAUUUCUAUAGCCCUAAAUCACGAGUGUCUCAAAGGGCUGCACAAGCCACGACGACAUCCUGGGCUCAGAUCCCACAUCAGGGCAAGGAAAAAACUCAACGCAAUGGGAUGACAAUGAGAAACUUUGGAGGGGACUGCAGAUGUGGGGACACAUCGAGUCAAAAAAAUCAAAAUAAAUAAACAUUCCAAAUAUAUCAGUCUGUUUGUAAUGAAAGUUUCACUUGUUGAAUGAAAUUGCUGAAAUGAAUCCACUUUUUGGUCAUAUUCUAAAUGUAUUGAGCGGACACAAUUUCCAAGAGCCUGCAGGAAAACAUUAGCCUAAAUCACCUUGGUUUUAAAAUAAAGACUCCACUGCUGGUUCAUUUUUAGUUCCUCUGCCAUUUUCUGACCCUGCCUUGAAUUGGACAACUGAUGAUUUGUUACAGAAUCAAAGGGAUCAUGAUUUAAUAAGAGCACUUGAGUUCCUCGCCCAGAAUACUGCGUGUGUGACAGUGAUGCUGCAUGCCUUGUAAAUAAGUUGUAUCUUCCAUCUGUGAGUCCAAAUCAACUGUGCCUUUGUCCAUUUUGUACAAGCAGAGAAAGUUGCGUACUCGUUUCUUCAAAGUGAACAACCCGUGACGUGAGAGUGACUUGUGACGACUGCGCAGUUGGAACAUGUUCUAGCCUUGACGGAAUUCUCAGGUCUGAUUCUUCCAGAGGGAACAUAAAGUGAUGGAUGCUCUGCUCCUUCCGUGGAAGCACAAUCUAUUGCCAAAAUCACGUCAUCACAGAUCCUGUUGCUGUGGUAUAUUUCUUGCAUUUGAAGACGUGUGUAUAUUUAAUACUCUGUGAAAAUAUACGUAUACUUUAUUUUGCUCAUCAUGUUUGUAAAUGGAAAUACUGCUAUGCUCACUUUGGAUGUUGACGGCUAUAUUUUGUGCAUUCCUGAAUAAAGACUUCAUGUUUAGUUGUGUAAA